GUUGUACACUCACGUGUAGCUUGUAUCGUUGGUGUUAGGUUAUGUAUUGUUUUCUGAAGACAACAUGGAUGAAUUAAUAAAUUCAAUUUCACCAUCAGAAAAAUAUAAACCUAUAACUGUAAAUAAACUCAUAGAUCUUAAUUAUGAUUUAGGAACUCUUUUAGCGGAAGAUACAAACGAUUUUGAUACGAAUUGUUUAAGUCGAAACAAGAACGAUUACUUGUUGAAUCUUGCUAGGGAUAACACGCAAUUGUUAUUAAAUCAAGUUUGGGGCUUACCUACGGAACGUGUUGAGGAAGCUAUUGUUGUUAGAUUACCAGUACAGAAAACGCUACUUCCGCGUAUGAAACCGAUCCCAAAACCGAGACCUUUAACUAAAUGGGAACAAUUUGCAAAAGUCAAAGGAAUACAGAAAAAGAAAAAAGCAAAAUUAUCAUGGGACGAGCAGCUUAAGAAGUGGGUACCAUUGUAUGGUUUCAAGAAAUCACAAGCAGAAAAAGAAAAAAAUUGGGUACUAGAAGUUCCUGAAAAUGCCGAUCCCAUGGAAGAUCAAUUCGAAAAGAAAAAUUUUGCCAAAGGAGAGCGUGUCGCUAAAAACGAACUCCAAAGACUUAGAAACAUCGCUAAGGCUAAAAAAGUUCAAGUACCAAGGGUCGGUAUCACUAAUUCGGAAGUAUCUACUGCAAAAGAUUUACAAGCUGCUGUAACGGUGGCAAAAGCAUCAACAGCAAGUUUGGGUAAAUUCCAGAAAGAUUUACCUAAAGAAAAAGAAGCCAAAGGUAUAUCGGCGAUACUACCGGGAGCUUCGAGGAAAAGGAAGCAACCACCGGUUUCCGGUGACACAGAAAAAACAGAAAAUCUAGCGAUAGUUGAUUCGAUUCUCAAUAAGAGACCCAAAUUGAACAUCGAAAAAGCUGUAGCUCGGCAUAUAAGUAACGAUCAAGUAGGUAGUUCUCAUCAAGAUAGACCACGAUCUAGCAAAAAAUCUAAUAACGUUAAGGGUAAUUCGAAGAAACCAAAAGGCAAAGGGGGACAGAGAAAGGGUGGUAAAAACGCGGGUGGUAGGAAGAGGCGUUGAAAUAAUUUUAGUUUUAUGUAAAUAUAGAGUAAGGGUCUAACUGUAAUAUUAAUGUAAUAUACCCAGUUUAGGUCGUUUGUAUAAAUUUGAAUUGUAUUAGUUAAGGAUACAAUUUUGAAUUUAUCUUGAAAAUGUAUUGCAAAAAUAAUUCGUUUCCUUGGUUUGUUGGUAGGAUUUACCAAUUUGAAACUUUAAGGAACAAUAUUAUAAAUUAUUUUAAUUUUUCAAA
Diorhabda carinulata is the source of this 1307-nucleotide messenger RNA. RefSeq names its product ribosome biogenesis regulatory protein homolog. The transcript is spliced from 4 exons. Gene Ontology annotation, cellular component: preribosome, large subunit precursor; nucleolus; nucleus. Gene Ontology annotation, biological process: ribosomal large subunit biogenesis; endonucleolytic cleavage in ITS1 to separate SSU-rRNA from 5.8S rRNA and LSU-rRNA from tricistronic rRNA transcript (SSU-rRNA, 5.8S rRNA, LSU-rRNA); ribosome biogenesis. Gene Ontology annotation, molecular function: protein binding. The record is from RefSeq and is a predicted model, not a curated record. The coding region runs from base 65 to 1078 and encodes 337 amino acids. NCBI's taxonomy places the organism in Eukaryota, Metazoa, Arthropoda, Insecta, Coleoptera, Chrysomelidae.